GCCCGCUAGACCAGGCGUCUUCCCGCGGCUGGCUCCAGCCCUUACCCGCGUGGCCCCGCCCCAGCCCUCGUCCCUUGCCCAGUCCCGACCCCUGCGGAGCCGGGAUACGCGGGGACGCAGGCUCGAGGCUUCUGCUGCACCUCAGCCCACGGCCUGCCUCGCUGGAAGGUGCGGGCCGCUGGCCAGGCCCUGACCACUCCCUGAGGCCACAGUCCUCAGGCAAGGUUCUCGGUGAACUCACAGCCUGCCUCAGUCUCCCCAUCGUGAAGGCUCCGCCCCUCCCACUGCAACCUGGCAGCAUGCAGCCACAGGAGAGCCACGUUCACUACAGCAGGUGGGAGGACGGCAGCCGGGACGGAGUCAGCCUGGGGGCUGACACACGUUCCGUGUCCAGCACAGAAGAGGCCUCAUACUGCCACAGGAUCUCCCAGAAGCUGUGCUCGGGCAAGCUGGGCAUCGCCAUGAAGGUGCUGGGCGGUGUGGCCCUCUUCUGGGUCAUCUUCAUCCUGGGCUACCUCACCGGCUACUACGUGCACAAAUGCAAAUAAAUGCUGCCCGCAAGCAGGCGGGGGCUGGCGGCGCACGUGUGAGAGCGCAGGCCUGCAGGCACCCGUAUACAUGGACCCCGUGGCACACACAGUGCACAGGGCACACGCACCAGCACCCAGGCCCACGAAGACACCAGGUGCGCAGCUGUCACAGGCCCCACACGAGGGCGCACACACACCUGGCACACGGUCCUUCAAAGAAUCUACAAACAGCUGGGCACACGCAGCUGGGAGACCUGGGCCCAGCCUCAGCAGGAGCUGCGGGACACACUGCAGGUCCCAGAGCCCCCAGCCACAGCCUCCCCUGGCCCAGGGCCCAGCCCCUUCUUUGUCAAGGUCAGGAUGAGGGGUUUCUUUGGCAGGCAAACUGCUCACCUCCCUAGCAGCCCCCCAGGGAGGACCCUCCCACUGCUUCCCUCCGAGGGGGCCUUGUGCAGAGCUGUGUGCCCUGGGCAGGCCCCCGGCUUCUCUGGGCCUGAUUCCUGGUUUUGUAAGGCUGUGUGUCCCGAUUCCAACAAGGGCUGUGUGUCCCCCGCCCUUCCCUAGGGGACUAAGACCCCAGCCCCAGGUUUCCUGUGCAGAGCAGGAAGCGGGCCCUGGCCCUUGUCCCAGAUGCACCACGUCUUCCUUAGUAAAGUGGGCACAGUUCUUCCUCUUGGGGCUGGCGGUUGCCAGGGAGAACCCAGGUCUACCCUCCCUCCCCAGGGACGGUCCUGACCCCUCCACGUGCUCCUUGUGGGUCAAGACCGUGUGCACAGGGGCAGUGUCUUAAAUAAACGGUGGGUGCCAGCCUUUGCCAUA
This is a messenger RNA of Saimiri boliviensis boliviensis (Bolivian squirrel monkey), 1349 nucleotides long. RefSeq names its product small integral membrane protein 1 (Vel blood group) (gene SMIM1). The record is from RefSeq and is a predicted model, not a curated record. NCBI's taxonomy places the organism in Eukaryota, Metazoa, Chordata, Mammalia, Primates, Cebidae.